AUGGAGCCAGACACCAUGCUCGCUCCCCUCCUCCAUCCCUUCGCCCCCGGCUUCACUGCCGCGCUCUCUUCUGGCUCCUCCUCCUCGUCCACCCGCCGCCGCUUCCUCUCCACCACCCGCAUCCGCCUGCGCACCAGCCUGGGCCUGCACGAGGCAUACGUGGAGGGUUAUCUGCAAGCCAUGUUGGAUACUCUGUAUCGCCAGCCGUACGUCACUGUCAAGAUCGCCAACGACACGGUCGUGCUGAAGAACCUACCCCCCAACACAUCCCUCACCAAUGAGAUGGUGACAUGUGUCACGGAUUUCUUGGUCACAGAAGGCCUGUUGGAGCCUGAGAGGGGAGGAAGCAGGGAUGGGAGGAGAGGAGGAGGAGGAGAGGGCUGGAUGGGAAUGACUGCUGGUGGCCCCGCUGCUGCUGCUGGUCGCAUUGGUGGUAGUGCCGGUGGGGCAGUGGAGGUGUCUGCCUUCCGGUCGCUGCGACGCAUUCAUGGGGAGCAGAUGGGGCCCCACAACGUGCGCCCCUCUCUUCCCUCCGCCCCCCCUCUCUUCCCUCCGCCCCCCCUCUCUUCCCUCCGCCCCCCCUCUCUUCCCUCCGCCCCCCCUCUCUUCCCUCCGCCCCCCCUCUCUUCCCUCCGCCCCCCCUCUCUUCCCUCCGCCCCCCCUCUCUUCCCUCCGCCCCCCCUCUCUUCCCUCCGCCCCCCCUCUCUUCCCUCCGCCCCCCCUCUCUUCCCUCCGCCCCCCCUCUCUUCCCUCCGCCCCCCCUCUCUUCCCUCCUUCCCUUCUCUGCUCAUCUGUCUCAGGGUCCCCACAACAUACGGGUGGCAGUGUGGGAGCAGCUAA
Molecule: messenger RNA, 840 nt
Organism: Closterium sp. Yama58-4
Lineage: Eukaryota; Viridiplantae; Streptophyta; Zygnematophyceae; Desmidiales; Closteriaceae
Source: the annotation of a GenBank genome assembly